GUGUUGUUUUUUUUUUUUUUUUGCGUGACGACUACGAUGACAGGGAAGGAGUAUUUCCCGAUACUUAUAACCCUACUGAUGGUAUCCAGCAUAUCAGCGAACUGUGUCCUUCCAGACUAUCCAUCUAACGUGGAUUGCUAUACUACAGCGAUAGAUGGAUCGUGUAACGACACAACCGUGGUGACGUCACCCGGCACUGUGCUGGCGACUGGUAGUUUCAUAUAUGUACAGUGUGAUAACGGUUUUGAGUCUACAAAUACAGGGUAUAGCUGCUUCACAAUUAUUGGUACAUCUAGUAUAGCCCCAACGCUGGGUGAUUCCGCUUGCGCAAAACUUUGUCAGGAUCCUGGAAAUCCAAGUUUAGGAUCACGAAGUCCAGAUCCAACGGUAGAUGGUUCAUUUUAUGAGACAGGUGACCAGGUUACGUUUACAUGUGGUGUUAAUACCACGACGUACGGUGUAGACACGUUCACGUGUGACGACGGAGACUGGACAGUCGGGGGUAAUAUACAAACAGCUCUUCCACCAGAAUUAUGUUUCUUAAAUUGCCAAAAACCCGACGCUCCAGAAAAUGGCAAAGAAGUCGACGGUGCAAGUUACGUACACGCGGGUUCCGUUGCUUACGAGUGUGACGGAGAGAAAACCAUGAUAGGCAGUUCUACUCUCACAUGUUAUAAUGGAACAUGGGAUAAUUCGAAUUGGGGAUAG
Saccoglossus kowalevskii is the source of this 708-nucleotide messenger RNA. RefSeq lists its product as uncharacterized. The record is from RefSeq and is a predicted model, not a curated record. NCBI's taxonomy places the organism in Eukaryota, Metazoa, Hemichordata, Enteropneusta, Harrimaniidae.